Vanessa tameamea is the source of this 3404-nucleotide messenger RNA. RefSeq names its product nuclease SbcCD subunit C-like. The record is from RefSeq and is a predicted model, not a curated record. NCBI's taxonomy places the organism in Eukaryota, Metazoa, Arthropoda, Insecta, Lepidoptera, Nymphalidae. Gene Ontology annotation, molecular function: protein binding. The transcript has 14 exons. The coding region runs from base 102 to 3404 and encodes 1100 amino acids.
UGGGAAGUUUGAAAUUAAAAGUGUAGAUUUUUAAAUUGAAAAAUAUCUGUCUUGUUACCAUUUUGAUAAUUACGUUAAAGAACCCAUGUAUUUAGGUAAAAAUGGAGAAUGCACUAAUAGAUGAAACGAAUAUCCCGGUUGAAAUUACCGAAUUAAGAGAUUCUGAAUCUGCUGACGAGUUUCAAAAGUUUAUCCACAAUCUAUUUGAAAACAACGGUGUUUUGAAUGAUCUAAGAGCUUAUUUGCGAGGGCAUAUUGUAAAUGUUUUACAAAAGGCUGAAAAAGGUGAGUCAUUAUGCCAGAAGAAUUUCACCCAGCGCUUGGAACUUACAUUUCAAGCUAUGAAUAUACUUAUUGCUGAAUAUUUACUUAGAUUGGAAUUUAAGUAUACUCUUUCAGUAUUCACAUCAGAAAUACCAUUAUCAAAUAUGGUUUUUAAAUUUGCCAAUGCUCUUUUAAAAUCAACGGAUUCUGCUUUAUCAGGACUGAGGUUCGGAGAAAAUGAUAUUUGGAGUAUUCUAAAUUACUUAGGUAUUAAAUGUGACUCAGAGCAUGCAUCUAAAAUUGUUGAAAUUUACAAGAACCAAGCAGAUUCUUCACUUUUGUGGUGUAUACUCAAAUGUAUACCAAUGUACCAAAAACCUAAGCAUCAAAAAGUGAAUUCAUCAGAGGAGAGCCAGUCAUGUAGUGCUAAGAGUGAUGACUCGCUUGAAAAUAUAGCAAAGAAUCCACACACUAACGGAAGUAAUAAAUGCGAACAUUUCACAUUUUGUAAAUCGUGUCAGAGCAGAGUUUCGAGAUUGCGAGAGAAAUAUAAAAGGAAGAAAAUCAAAGUUGAUGAGAAUUCAAAAAGUAUGGAAGUGAAUAAUCCGAAUGUUCCAACAUUUAUGCAAAAUAUCGGUAUUCUCGAGAAGUCUAUGAUCGAUGAGAUGUUCCAGCAGUUAAAGACCGUUUACGACGCGGAAAUGGAUAUGAUCAGAGAUGAAAAAGAGAAGAAAAUAAAACGUUCGAUAGCCAAUCACGCGUUACAGUUACAGAAGUACCGAGAAGAGUUGGAGCAGUCGUUCUGUGCGCGUCGCUCGGAGCUGACGCACAGCGCACAGCGCAGACAACGCUUCCUAUGCGAACUGGCGAGGAGACUUGCGCUCGCGCAGAAGCACCUCGCCCAGGAGGAAGAAAAAUUAAAAAUUCAAAUGCAAGAGGCAGAGAAAACCCUCGUAAAGAAAGGCGAAGAAAUGCGACAUCAAAUAUCAGACGAGCUGGCCAUAUUACAAUCUCAUUUAGAAACAGUAAAAAAAGAAAGAGAAGAUGUAAACAGAGAAAGAGUGGAGUUGGAUAACCUUAAGCAAAUAUACAACAAUAUUAAUAUAUUAAAAGAGGGAAAUAGCAAAGCAAAUGAAGAUUUAAUAUCGAAUUAUAAUUUAUUAAGGGACGAAGUCGUUACGCUGAGAAAGUACAUAGAAGCAAAUAAAUUAUCGACUUGUUUGGUCGAGAGGGGGACGGUGACGGAUUUCGGUGAUGGGGCGAAGAGUUUGAUGAACAACGAGAACGGUGGUGGGUGUAAAAGUGAUGAUGAAAGGCUCAAGGUCAACCAGGUUGUGAAUGAUUUUAAGAAGCGGAAGAAUGUUAACUUUAACCAGUCCAACAUCGAGGAUCCUUGUGGAGAAGUAAAUCGUCAGCGCAGUCCCGUGAGCACGGACAUCAGGUCGGAGAUAGACAAUGUAACCAUACAGCAGCUCAGAGACGAAAACGAGAGACUCAAAAUAUUUUCGAGACAGCUCGUUAAAGUCCACUGCUGGGCUCAAACUCCCCCCGUUGAGACUUCGAAUGAGAAAUCUUCAUUAUUCAAGGUGGCCAGUCCUGUCAACAGUAAAAUACAGGAGAAGAGCUCUAAGUCAGUUACAAAGGAAGCGAAACAGACAUUACGAGAUAAAACCGUUCUUUCGUCAGCGGUCAGUGAUAAAAGUUCCGACGCUACAAUUCGAGAAGCAAAACUUCGUUUACGAAAAUUAGAAAUAGAAGCGGAAGCUGUGGAGAAAUCUUAUCUAGAUUACAGGAUAAGACAGACAGAGUUGAGUAAGGAGAAAACUAACUCAAUUCUUGAUGAUGUGAAAAAAAUAGGUACAAAGAAAACAAAUUCUCUAAAAAAACUAGAUGAAAAUUCUAAUGUUAGUGACAAGUUUGUCUACAAAGGUUCCUCAGAAGCAAUAAAAAAAGAUUUUGAUAAAUAUUUUAAGGAAUAUCAAAGAACAAAUGACAAAAAAUCGCAUAUACAAAACAUAUAUUCUGUCAUUGAAAAAAUUAAACCGAUUCCUGAAUAUUAUUUACAUAAAAAUGAGAACGAAACUAACAACAUCAAUUACUUAGAAACUCCCUUGAUGGAAUUUAGAAAAUUAUAUCAAACUCAAAAGCCUAAGAUAAAUAAGUUAAAGAAUUAUAAUCACCUGAAUACCGAAACGGAUACAAGUGAACAAGCAAUUACUUCAAAUGUCAAAAAGGUAACAAGUGAUACACAAACUGAUUCAAAUAUACAACCCGAUAAUGGCGAUGAAAAUGUCGAUGCUCAUAAAGCAAAUUUACCUUUUGGGAAUGAAAUAGAUAUUCCAAAAAAUAUCAAUAAAAAGCAAAUUAAAAUAUUAGAAGACAAUUUUGAUAAUAAACAAAACUUGCAAGAAGUAUAUACUGAUAAUAUAGAAGAUUUUGAACAUGAAACAUCUAAAAAUAACGAAACUAAACUACCUCUUAAAAUUGAUAACCAAAAAUCUGAGGCAGAUGAAAAAAAUAAAACACAGGACGAAGUUGUAAUUGAAAUGAAUGAGCAUAAAUCUAACGUAGAAGUAGAAAAGGAAAAUUUAGUUAGAGCGAUCGAGAUAAUUGAGCAAAAAACUAACAAAGAAAUAGAACACGAAGAAAUAAAGAAAGAAAUAAAAAAUCUGCUUAUGGUUGAAGUUGAAAACGUAUGCGCUACAACCAAUAUUAAGGUUACAGAAUCUGACCAAGACUUAUUAGUCGUUGUCCAAAGUUCAGUUGACAGCAAAGAAUUAGUCCUGCGUGAAAUUGACAAAGAAAAAAUUUCAACCCAAAUGACGAUAUUAGUAAGUCCUAAAAGCGAUAUAAAAGAAGUUGAGGAUAAAACGAAUAACCUGUCUCCGGAACUUGCAAAAUUAACAGACAAUGAUGCGCUAAAUUCCAUAUAUCAUACUGAUGUUAAUGUAAUGUCUAGUACUGAUAUGCCGUUAGGUUUGAAUAAGAUAGACUUCAUUGGUGAUAUUGAAAGAUGCAGUCCAGAUUAUCCCGAUGACUUUUCAGCUGACGUCGAUAACUACAACAGUCAGUCCGACUACGGCAAAAACUCGCCUAUAUCCCUUCCGAAAACAUCCGAAGACGAUAGUUUUUGGGACUAA